AUGCUAGAGAUUGCCCCAGAGCUCGACAGAGGUGGCACUCAGACCGGCCGUGGAGGUAGUCGUGAAAGUUCACAGUCUGGUCGUGGUGGAGCCCAGUGUUAUGCAUUUUCAGGUAGACCAAAGGCAGAGGCCUCAGAUGCUGUGAUUACAGACUCCUUUGUGAUUGUAUUUAUCGAUGAUAUUUUGAUCUACUCUAGGAGUGGGGAGGAGCACGAGAGGCAUUUGAGGAUUGUUCUUGAGACUUUGAGGGAGAAGAGGCUUUAUGCUAAGUUUUUCAAGUGUGAUUUCUGGCUUAGUUCUGUGGCAUUUUCGGGGCAUAUGGUGUCCAAGGAUGGUAUCAUGGUUGACCCACAGAAGAUUGAGGUUGUUCGUGAUUGGGCAGGCCUACUACAGUUUCGGAGAUUCGGAGCUUUAUCGAAAGGGAAGGUUAUAGCCUAUGCUUCCAAGCAAUUGAAGGUGCACGAGAAGAACUACCCCGUUCAUGACUUGGAGUUAGCAGCUGUGGUGUUUGCUCUGAAGAUUUGGAGGCACUAUCUCUAUAGUAUGAAUUGCGAGGUUGGGGCGAGACCUUUAGCUAGAGAGGUUCAGAGUUUGGCAAAUUCCUUGGUUAGGCUUGAUAUUUCUCAACCUGGAAGGGUUCUUGCUUGUGUGGAGGCGCGUUCCUCUUUGUUGGACCAGAUUCGAGCUUAG
This is a messenger RNA of Lycium ferocissimum, 690 nucleotides long. RefSeq lists its product as uncharacterized. The record is from RefSeq and is a predicted model, not a curated record. The transcript has 5 exons. NCBI's taxonomy places the organism in Eukaryota, Viridiplantae, Streptophyta, Magnoliopsida, Solanales, Solanaceae. The coding region runs from base 1 to 690 and encodes 229 amino acids.